Molecule: messenger RNA, 936 nt
Organism: Geodia barretti
Lineage: Eukaryota; Metazoa; Porifera; Demospongiae; Tetractinellida; Geodiidae
Source: the annotation of a GenBank genome assembly
AUGAGUCAGCAAGGCAAUGGCGCCAGGGUCCGGUUGCGGGUGGCUUUCCGCAAUAUGUUCUACACGACGAUAUACGUCGCCGUCGAGGGCGGGUUUCUGGCCGAACAGGGCUUGGAUGUGGACUUCGCCCACGUCCCUGCCGGUCAAACCAGCACCGACCUGCUCAAGGCCGGCGACAUCGACAUCACCCAGAGCGGCAUCAGCCGCAGUUUCAUGGACCUCGAUGCCGGCAGCGCGGACCCGCCGAUCCACAUCGCCGAGAUCAACCAGCGGGAUGGGUUCUUCCUGCUGUCAAAGCGGCCCACCGACGGCUGGCGCUGGGCCGACCUCGCCGGCGCGACGCUCAUUCCCGUCGGUUUCACGCCGGUUCCCUACACCACGCUGCAGGCCGCGAUGCGCUGGCACGGCGUCGACCCGGCCAGCGUCAACCUGAUGGGCGGCCUGUCCGCCGAAGAGAUGUUGGGCCGGUUCCGCAACGGCGACGCCGACUACCUGCAGGUUCCCAACCCCUUCGCGGUGCAACUGGUCACCGAAGGCUCCGGCCACUUGGCGGCGACCCUGGGCAACGAGAGCGGCUACGUGUGCUACAGCAGCUUCGCAGUCACGCCGUCGUACCUGGCCGAUAACCCCGACACGAUGCAGCGUUUCGUGAACGGCUACGCCCGCGCUCAACGCUGGGUCGCCGAGAGCCCCGCUGAAGCAGUCGCCGACCGGAUCGCCCCCGUGUUCCCAGAAUACGACCGCAACGUCCUCGCCGAAGGAGUGCAGCGGUACAAGGACGCCGGCGUGUGGGCCACCGACCCGACGAUCACCCGUCAUGGGUUCGACCGGAUGCGCGACGCACUCAUCUCCGGCGGCCUCGUGCGCGACCCCCAUCCCUACGAGUCCAUCGUGCGUCCCGAGUUCGCGGAGCGGGCGGUGGCCGCAUUGGCCUGA